Messenger RNA from Pleuronectes platessa (European plaice), 1976 nucleotides. Its product is annotated as P2X purinoceptor 5. Gene Ontology annotation, molecular function: extracellularly ATP-gated monoatomic cation channel activity; purinergic nucleotide receptor activity. Gene Ontology annotation, biological process: response to ATP; monoatomic cation transmembrane transport. The coding region runs from base 38 to 1357 and encodes 439 amino acids. Lineage: Eukaryota; Metazoa; Chordata; Actinopteri; Pleuronectiformes; Pleuronectidae. The transcript is spliced from 12 exons. The record is from RefSeq and is a predicted model, not a curated record. Gene Ontology annotation, cellular component: nuclear inner membrane; plasma membrane.
CAAGGAGUUCAACCAACCCCGAACAGACCCCGACCUGAUGAGGGUGGAUCCCAGACGCCUGCAGGUGGUUGGUGGUCCCUCUGCCGUACUGACGGUGAGAGGACCGUCCCUGUCCACUGACAGCCUUCUGUCCGCUACCUGCUGCAGGAUGGCCGGAGGUUUACUACAAGCACGUUUCCUCUCCCUCUUCGACUACAAGACGGAAAAAUACAUUGUUGCCAAAAAUAAGAGAGUUGGAGUUUUGUACAGACUUAUUCAGUUGUCGAUCAUCGGUUACAUCAUUGGGUGGGUUUUUGUAAGCAAGAAAGGCUACCAGGAAACAGACGAGGCCGUACAGAGCUCCAUCAUAACUAAACUGAAGGGAGUGUCAGUGACAAACACUUCCGAGUCUGGGCUGCUGGUUUGGGGACCGGAGGACUAUGUCAUCCCACCGCAGGGGGAAGCUGUGCUGUUCAUUGUAACCAAUUUCUUAGAGACACCGAACCAGAAGCUGGGACACUGUGCAGAGAGUUCAAAAGUGCUGGAUGGCCACUGUCGAGAUGACAAGGACUGUGCAGAGGGAAAGAUGGUAGUGGCUGGUAAUGGGAUUAUGAGUGGCCGGUGCCUAAGAGAAGAUGUGAACUCCACUGGAACCUGUGAAAUCUAUGGCUGGUGUCCCAUCGAAAGAAAAUUCAAACCACAAGGGCCUCUGCUGACAAACGCAGAAAACUUCACCAUCUACAUCAAGAAUUUCAUCCAAUUUCCGAAGUUCGAAUUUUCAAAGUCCAAUGUACUUGAAACAACUGAUGACUCCUAUUUGAAGAAAUGCAGAUAUGAUGAGGAGCUCCACCCGUACUGCCCCAUCUUCCGUCUGGGAGACAUCACCCAGCGAGCCGGAUACGCGUUCAACGACAUGGCAACAUAUGGCGGCUCUAUUGGCAUUAUGAUACAUUGGGACUGUGACCUUGACAAAGGUUACUCUCACUGCCACCCACAAUACGUUUUCACUCGUCUGGACAUCAGCAUCUCAAACAAGACCAUCGCAUCAGGAUUUAACUUCAGACACACUCGGUAUUUUAAAAAUGCAGCUGGUGAGGGAUUUCGAUCUCUAUUCAAAGUCUAUGGGGUCCGAUUUAACAUCAUGGUGCAUGGGAAGGCCGGGAAGUUCAGCAUCAUCCCAACAACAAUCAAUGUUGCAUCAGGUCUGGCUUUAAUGGGAGCUGGAGCUUUCUUCUGUGACAUGGUCCUUCUCUACUUAAUGAAGAAAGGAGAUUCGUACCGAGAAAGAAAGUUUGAAGGAUUCAGAGGAGAUAAAUCAACAUCUGAAAACCACAGUGUGAAGGGGGCCGCCACGGAGGAGGAGAAUCUGACCUUGUAGUGAAAACACUGACCUGUCCUUGUUGUUGGUUCUGAUCGAACAAUGAAUAUAACAAUAUGAAAAAGUACUGUAGCAGUUCAGUAUGACUUGUGCUUGAUGGGAGAGGAGCUCAUGUAAGACAAAACAUAAUCUUAAAUGAUUGUGUUGUUUUUGUCAAUUUUAAGAUUUUAGAGCUUCAAAGUGAUGAUUACAUACAUAUACUUAAUAUAUAUUCAGAUGGAUAUUCUAUUACGUUAUUCCAAUUUGGUACGAUUCAUUCAGAUUGACUGAAACUGAAGUGAUUGAUUUUCUAAACAACAAUACACUGUGCAUUUGAAUGUAUCUGCAAACUUUUCGACCUCACAUACUUCUUUGUAUUGAUAUUGUAAUAAUUGUGAUUCUCAUGGGUAUUUAUAUCAAUUUCUGCAUGUAAACUGUACAUUGUCUAAUUUUGUGAAAAGAUAACAACACUUGUUGGUAGAAGCUUAAAAAUGAGCCCACACGGUUUUCUGCCUCUCCGUUCACUCUAUUUAAUAUUUGUAAGUUUCACACAAAAAACUAAAAUCGCCAUCAAAUCUAUGGAAAAAAAAUUAAUAAUUAAUAUAUGGAAGCUUGAAUAAACUUUGAGUUGUACUGUAAA